Trichobilharzia szidati is the source of this 525-nucleotide messenger RNA. NCBI's taxonomy places the organism in Eukaryota, Metazoa, Platyhelminthes, Trematoda, Strigeidida, Schistosomatidae. The record is from the annotation of a GenBank genome assembly.
CGUUGAUCUAUAGCAUGCUGGCUAAGUUUCUGACACGUAUAGAAGAAGUAACUGAUCGACUUCACAUUUGUGUUGAAAAUCCGAUUCUUGUCCCUUAUGUUCAGGUAUGGUGCAGAAGAUUUUCAAACUGGUUUCAAGUUGAUGAAGGCAUAUCUUGCCUUUCCGAUUCUGUCUGGUUGACUUUGAUGUCUUCAUCCGUUCUGCCUGUAGUUGAAACGAUGCUUCUUAGCCAGAUAAGUGAAGGAGGUCACCUCUGUUAAAUCUCUCCCAUUGAUGGUGAUUGAUGCUGGUUGUUGUUGCUGUUGCUGUUCUUUGGUUAUCUUCAUCACCUUUGUCUUCUCUAUGCUCACUUGGAGUCCUGUUAUCGGUGACUCUCCAGUCAGUUUGCUGCUUUUCGCCUGUAAGUCUUUUAGUUAAUGUUACAUUAGACAUAUAUCAUCUGCGAAAUCCAGAUCUUUUAGAGUCUUCUUAAAGGUGGUUCAGCGUAUUUUUGACUCCUGGCCCCCAACAGUCUGACGCACAAUC